Molecule: messenger RNA, 555 nt
Organism: Lizanozyma spartinae
Lineage: Eukaryota; Fungi; Ascomycota; Pichiomycetes; Serinales; Debaryomycetaceae
Exons: 2
Coding region: 1-555 (184 amino acids)
Source: RefSeq, a predicted model, not a curated record
AUGUCUGUCUUAUAUUGGUUACAAAGCUUAUUCCCUAAGCACAUAUUCAACCAGCAACUACUAAUCUACGCCAAUAAAGAUACCAGUGGGGUGGAUAUUGGUGAUGAUGAACAAUUAGAAGAGCCAUUUGAAGAACCAUUAGUUGAUGACUAUGAAAGUAUCCACUUGAUGUUUUUUAAUGAGAAGGCACACAUUAGUGUUCAGAGUGAAGAAUUGAAGGCCGAAAACAAACUUCACAAGUUCUCAACUACAAACAGCAACGUUGAGAGUUGUCAAAGUGGAGAAAUAACUCUUGUUUUUGAGCCCAAGCACAGAAUCAUAACUGCUAACUCGCAGCCAGUAAAGGCGAAGACAAAGAAUAUCAAAGCGGAUCAGGAAGAAACUCCAAGUACAAUCAAGAUUAAAGAGGCAGACAUACAAAUUAUACGUGCUUCUUCAAAUGAAUCAACACAAGGCGGCAAUAUUGAAAAUUCCAACCAAUUAUAUGAACCACUUUAUAACUUCAUGUCUCGUUCAAACUAUUUCUAUAAGAUCGUACCAUAUAUAAAGGAAUAA